Struthio camelus australis is the source of this 350-nucleotide messenger RNA. The record is from RefSeq and is a predicted model, not a curated record. Lineage: Eukaryota; Metazoa; Chordata; Aves; Struthioniformes; Struthionidae.
UUGGAGAAGUAUUUUGCUUCUGAAGGAAUCUGCAAACACUGCCCUCCAAUGUGCCAGGAGUGCAUUCACAAUCAAACGUGCAGAGUGUGCACGGAUGAGUUCUUCCUGCAUGAUGGGAGGUGUGUGGAGGAUUGCCCCUCCUUCUACGCCGAAGACAAGCAGUGCUUCCCCUGCCACAGAGAUUGCAAGAAUUGCAAUGGGCCCAACUCAGAUGACUGUAACAAGUGUGCCAUCAGCUUCUUUGUCCUGUACAACAGCAAGUGUUUUGAAGAAUGCCCCGAAGGGACUUACUAUGAAGAAGCGACUGAAGAUUGCCAAGAAAUGGCCUGAUACCGAACCACAAUGGGCAG